Rhineura floridana is the source of this 3489-nucleotide messenger RNA. RefSeq names its product transmembrane protein 150B (gene TMEM150B). The transcript has 6 exons. Bases 502 to 1128 code for a protein of 208 amino acids. NCBI's taxonomy places the organism in Eukaryota, Metazoa, Chordata, Lepidosauria, Squamata, Rhineuridae. The record is from RefSeq and is a predicted model, not a curated record.
GGAAUCAGCAUGGUAGCAGGGAAGGACUGUUGCUCAGUGGGAGGGUACCAGUUUUGCAUGUAGAAGAUUCUUUGUUCAAUUGUGGGCAUUUUCAGCUAAAAGGAUCAGGUGAUGGGAAUGACCACUUCUUGCCUGUGAUUCUGGAGAGGCAGCCAGUCAAAGUCUCCAAUGCUGGGCUAGAUAGAUAGUCUGGCCUGGUUUUGGCAGCUUUCCUGUGUUCUUCUAGCAACACAAGUUAAUUACAGUCUAGCAAAGGUUUCCCCUGGAGGUCAAAUUCCUAGUGGAAAAGGGGACUUGCCAACUCUGAACUGACCCCUUUAACAGUGUUUGUUCUGCAGCAAUUGGCAGGUGGUUGUGUUUAGAAUUAGACCCAUAGGAGAAGCUUCCUUUGCUGAUAUCUGUUGUACCAAAUCUCUGUUUUAAAGGGACAAGAACUUGCUCAUUUUUUCUUUUCUUUUUUUAAAUUUGGCAACCUUAUAGCGAUAUGAAACCAGGUAUGCCAUGGCGGUGGCAAAUGGCUCUGUAAACAUCACAGAAGCUUUUCCAUAUAUCAGCACGUGUGGCUCCUACCCACCCCAGAGCUGCCUCUUUGGUCAAGUUCUUAAUCUAGGAGCUUUUUUAGGCGCGGUGAUCUGCUUUCUGAAGUACCAACAGGUGCAGGAUUAUGGCUGCCACUCCCGCUUAAAUCUAGCUGGGCUUGUUCUAGGCCUGCUUUGUGCCUUUGGGUCAUCUCUUGUGGGCAAUUUCCAGCAAUAUAACCAGCUGGAAACCCAUCUCUUUGGGGCCUUCUUGGCUUUUGUGGUGGGCAUCCUUUAUUUCUGGGUCCAAACGUUUCUGACCGAGCGAGUGAAGCCAAGACAUGGAGGACUGUGGAUUGGGCCCCUCAGAUUCUCCCUCAGCUUCUGUGGCUCUGCCUUCCUCAUUGCCACGGUUGUCCUCUUUUAUUUGAGACUGGAUUCUGAGGCAGCCUACUGUGAAUGGGCUCUGGCCAUGGACCUGUUUCUGCUCUUUGGCCUCUUUGCGGUGGAUUUUUGGCAUGUGGGGACCUGCUCAGUCCACGUGCAUCACCAGCGGGCAGACGGAGAAGCUGAGGAUGUCCAGGCAUCAACACAGACUCUCCCACUCUGAUACCUCCUAUGGACCAGGGUGGGGAAAGGGUUUCCAUGAACCUAUCUGCACAUAGUUGGAUGACUUUUCUGGCAGGCAGGAUCAUGCCCCACCAUGACCUGUUAAUGCCGGGUGAAGUAGUUCCCAGCUUUUUUCUAAGGGUGGGGAAAGAGGAUCUUAAAACAGUGUCUUGUGGGACAGCCUACAGAUACAUUCUGCCAUUCUGGAGAGUCUUCCCAACUGUCACUCCUCAAAGGAUCUUAAGCGUCCUUUGUAACAUGCAGCUGUGACCUUCCGCUGAUUGAGAAGUGCUGGUUCUUUGCCUUCCCCCUCACAAAAAUGAUCUACCUGGCACUUCUUCCGCAAACCAAUAUUUUAAAGUGCCUGUUUUAUUUUCUGCCAGCCUUCCUCCCACUGGUGGCCGUAUAAUCUUCUGGUCAUCCCUGCCAAUUCUUCAACUUAUCCAUUGCCACACCGCUGUCUAUGAACACCCAGUGGGGUAGUAGGGGUGCAGGUACAAAUCAUCUUUGGGUGAAACGUGCAUCAGCAACAUCUGCCAUCAGCUGAUGUGACCAAACCCUGGCUUUCUCUACUACAUGGAUAGGGCUAGUAAUUCUUUGCAGCAUGGAUGAGGGGCUGUUCUUUCCUCUGCUCCACAGUAAAAUAUGGGAGGGGGAAGAACAGUGAGAGAAAAACUCCUUCUCCAGAGCCUGGUUCAGUGUGAUGGCUCUUGCUGCCCCAGUUAAUGGUCUGGUCAAACUGUGCCAAGUUGUUCAGGCACAGAGCCUCACACAAGUUUAAGCAGUAGCCUGGCACAGUAGCUUGUGUCUUCCUACUCUCUAGACACACACCUAUGGACAUGAAUUGCUGUUCAUUGAAGCCAUUGUGCAGAAGGAUAAAAUAUUGUGUCAGAAAGGCCAGGUCCAGCACCUUGAAACUCACACUUUUGUCUCGUACAUCUCCAAUCACAUUCAGGUGGAUGAAUCCAGGUUCUUUUCUUUCUGGUACUGGGAAUGCCAACUCAACAACUUUGGGUGUCUUUCCUCUGAUGGACAAGAAGGCACCACCCUCCUUUGCCCUCCUAUAUCCUAUUAUAUGAAUGAAUACUGAAUUCUGAGACUCUCCUAUUAUAUGUUCCCAAUGAGGCUUUGCUCAAACCAUUCUUCCACACGUGGAAACUAAGUCCCUCUGUCCCCUCCCUGGCAAACUUUUUUUAAAAAAAACAAACUCUUUGUCAUAAGAGCAUUCUCAGCUACUUUAUCUAUUGCUAGGCUCUAUUCUGGUCUUGGAGCAUUCAGGACUUCCUGCCUAGAGAUAAAAGUUAUUCCUAUCUUACAGCUAGGAACUGAGCCUCCAGUCUCAUUUCUUUCCUUUCCGAUGGAAGGUGAAUUGAUAAAGUGAAAGACUCAGACUUCUAUUGACGGAAGAGCUUAUUUUGUUGCCCUAAAACCAGAACUGCUGCAGCAGGGUUAAUGCAAUGCCAGUCAGUGCUGCUUUAGGUGCAGUAUUAAAAGAGCUAAAUACCAUUUGGCAUCUUCUCUGAUAUUUCUUUUUAGGAAGGACUUAAGGGAUUUGGGGCUGAGAGGGUAAGAUUUCUAAAGGGGAUCUACGGCUAAAGUGGAUUCUUGUGUUCUGAUGUACCAUAGAGGAAUAUAGUUUUGUCUUUCAUUGGGGAACAGCCCCAAAUCCCAGGGAUGGGAUCUCAAAAAUACGUUUCCCACAUAUCCUCUGUUCAGCUGCUCUUUUCAUCUGAUGUGCAUACCUUUCAUUUCCCAUCCUCUCACACACACUAUGAUCUACGUACACUUGCUAGCUCUUCACUUUGCAUGCACAGCACCCAGGCUCCAUAUGUGUUCACUCACACAGGGCCAGCCGCACUCUACUCACUACUUUUACUUCACACCAGGGUUGGGAAGCCUAUGGCCCUCCAGCUGUUUUUGGACUCCAAUUCCCCUCAGCCUCCGUCAGCCUGACCAAUGGUCAGGGAGAUGUAGUUCAAAGACAUCUGGAGGGCCACAGGCUCCCCAUCCUUGCUAUAAACACACAUGGGGUACCCAAAGCUCAUUUGCUCUGGCCAGAUUCACAACCGGGCACUCUCCUUUGUGCUUCCUUUCUAUGCUGCUUCCUGUACUAGCAUUGCCCUCCUCUAGGACCCUUGCCUCGCCCCAUGGUGCUGUCAUACAGAUGUUAGCAGAGCAUUGUGUGAAGAAGCAACUGGGCAGCAGUCCCUGUAGCAGUGCAGCAACGCAUGAAUCAGGCCUCUCAUUCACUUGCUCUCCCCCUCCCACUUGCAAGUUGCCUGCAGACUGAACAUCAUCUAGCCACAUUUGGGCAUGUGCACCGAGCAUGCUUUCUCUGUCUUAUGCACAGCAUCUAUCCUCA